AUGGUAGCUUGGCAGAAGGAUGGCGGAGCAAAGCAGCUGCUGCAGCUGAUUCUCCUCCACACAGCCUGGGAGAUGGGGAGAGGCCAGCUCCAUUAUUCCGUGCUGGAGGAAUCCCAGCAUGGGACCUUCGUGGGCCGCAUCGCCCAGGACCUGGGGCUGGAGGUGAGUGAGCUGGUGCCUCGGAUGUUCCGGUUGGUUGCCAAAGGACAUGAGGACUAUUUUCAGGUAAAUGUCCAGAAUGGAAUUUUGUUUGUUAAUUCCCGGAUAGACAGGGAGCAGCUGUGUGCCAAGAACACGGAGUGUGCCAUCCACCUAGAGGUGAUUGUGGAUAAACCCCUGAGGGUCUUCCAUGUGGAGGUGGAGAUCAAGGACAUCAAUGACAAUGCUCCUGUGUUUUCAGUUAAUGAACAGAUCCUGUCUGUUGCAGAAUCGAGGCUGGCAGGUUCUCGUUUCCUCCUAGCAGGUGCCUCUGACGCAGACACAGAGGCCAAUGCCCUGAUAACCUACACACUCAGCCCAAAUGAGUACUUCACUCUCAAUUCAGGAACUGGGGAGGACCAGAAUAAGUCUCCAGUACUGAUAUUAAAAGCUCCUCUAGACAGGGAAGAAAGCCCUCUGCAUCGUGUAUUGCUCAUGGCCACUGAUGGGGGCAAGCCCAGGCUCUCAGGCACAGUCCAGCUGGUCAUUAACGUGCUGGAUGCAAAUGACAACCCCCCUGUGUUCAAUCAGUCAGUUUACAGGGUAAAGUUGCUGGAAAACACAGCAAAUGGGACCUUGGUUAUUAAACUGAAUGCCACUGAUUUAGAUGAGGGAAUGAAUAAAGACAUUUCCUAUUUUUUUAGCAAUAAUGUACCAUCAAGUUUCACUAAGAUAUUUAGCAUCAAUUCCAACACUGGGGAGCUUAGAGUAUUUGGCAAAGUGGAUUUUGAGGAUGUUAAUUUGUAUGAUCUUCAAGUUGAGGCAGAAGACAAAGGGAACCCUCCUUUGUCUGGACAUUGUCAAGUUCUCAUUGAGGUACUGGACGUAAAUGACAAUGUUCCAGAAGUGACCGUGUCUUCCCUGUCAGUGCCGGUGCUUGAGAACUCUCCCCCAGGAACUGUGCUGGCUCUUCUCAGCAUUUCUGAUAAGGACUCUGAGGCCAACGGGCAAGUGAGCUGUUUCCUUCACCCCCCUGGGCUCCCCUUCAAGCUGACAUCCACCUUCAAGAAUUACUACUCACUGGUACUGGCUGAGCCACUGGACCGGGAACAGGUGGCCGAGUACACUUUGGUGGUGACAGCCCAAGACCAAGGCGACCCCCCGCUGUCAGCCACCAGCAGCCUGGUGGUGCCAAUCAGUGACGUGAACGACAAUGCACCCACUUUUGCGCAGCCCUCCUACACAGUUUUUGUGAAAGAGAACAACCCUCCUGGGGCUCACAUCUUCACAGUGUCUGCCUCAGACCCAGAUGUGGCCGAGAACGCCUUGGUCAGCUACUGGCUGGAUGAGAAGCUCUGGCCGCUGUCGAGCUACAUCUCGGUGCACUCGGAGAGUGGGAAGCUGUACGCCCUGCAGCCCUUGGAUUACGAGGAGCUGAAGCUGCUGGAGUUCCAGGUGAGGGCCAAGGAUGCCGGGCUGCCCUCCUUGUGUGGCAAUGUGACCGUGCAAGUGUUUGUGGUGGAUGAGAAUGACAAUGCACCAGCAGUGUCUGGGCCAGACCAGGAUAGUCCUACUCUGGUGAAGGUCCCAGUGGCAGCUGGACACAUGGUGGGCAAGAUCCAUGCCCUGGACGCUGACUCAGGAUACAAUGCCUGGCUGCGCUAUGAGUUGCAUGAUGCAGCCAGUGGCCCGUGGCGGGUGGGGCUUUACAGUGGAGAGGUCAGUACCACGCGUGCUCUGGAGGAGGCAGAGGGCGGCAACAGCCAGAGUCUGCUGGUGCUGGUGAAGGAUCACGGCAAGCCGGUAAUGUCAACCACAGCCACCUUCAGCGUGUCACUGGUGGCCAGUGCCCAGGCUGCCCAGAGUGAUGCCCGCCUCUCUGGGAUGGGAGGGAACACAAAGCCCCUGGCAGACAGCGCCAACCUCUACCUGAUCAUCGCUAUCUGCUCUGUGUCCAGCUUGUUUUUACUGGUCAUCCUUGUGUACGUGGCGCUGCGAUGCCAGAGUCAGGCCAAGGAGGCCAUGAUGUAUGGUCCUGGCACAGCCACGCUGGUGUGUGCCAGCGAAGUGGGCAGCUGGUCGUAUUCCAACCGCCACAGCCACAUCCUGGCAGGAGUGAGUGGGGAGCCUGGUGCCAAGAGCGACCUCAUGGUUUUCAGCCCCAACAUUCCUGUCUUGGCAGAGAACGGGAAGGAGCUGGUCCCAAAUGCUGCUGGGCAGGUGAGUUGCACGAACCCUUAUAAUUCUUGA
Eublepharis macularius is the source of this 2388-nucleotide messenger RNA. Its product is annotated as protocadherin alpha-10-like. Gene Ontology annotation, biological process: homophilic cell-cell adhesion. Gene Ontology annotation, molecular function: calcium ion binding. Gene Ontology annotation, cellular component: plasma membrane. The transcript has a single exon. NCBI's taxonomy places the organism in Eukaryota, Metazoa, Chordata, Lepidosauria, Squamata, Eublepharidae. The record is from RefSeq and is a predicted model, not a curated record. The coding region runs from base 1 to 2388 and encodes 795 amino acids.